Molecule: messenger RNA, 534 nt
Organism: Aureobasidium vineae
Lineage: Eukaryota; Fungi; Ascomycota; Dothideomycetes; Dothideales; Saccotheciaceae
Source: the annotation of a GenBank genome assembly
AUGCCUUACACACUCCAGCCUGGCGGUUACAUCGACCCCACCUCCAACUCUGGCCCUGGAGACAUUGAAGUCGAUCCAAGCGCUCCCGGAAAUGUCAUGCGCUAUGCACUAGGCUUCGAGACCAUGGCCAACGCAAUCGGCGGAACAUGGAUGGUCUUCUUCCCACAAAGUUUCCUGGGCAUGCUCGUGAACUCAUCCUCCGACAUCACUCCAACCGCAGUGACAUGGACCCAAGUCACCGGUGCUCUGGUUUACGCUCUCGCUACCCCGCUCAUCUUGGGUAUCCCAAACACGAAAAGAGGUAUCGAAAGUAGAGCGCCCACUUACUACACCCUCUCUGCUGGCGAGGUUGGCGUUGUGGCUGUCGCGCUGUACAAAGCUAUCGUCUAUGGAGACGACAGUGGAUGGAGCAGAAAUGCUUUGCUUGCUGCCAGCUCCGUCCUAGCCCCUACUCUGGCAUGGAGAUUCUAUGUACUCUUCGGCAAACCGGAGUGGAUUGGCAGAUAUCGCGAGGUUGCGCGCAAGGGCAAAUAA